AUGGAGACCCCAGAGACUAUCUCAAAAGGCGACACAGCCAAGACGGCUGAAGUCUGUUCAGCCCACGGCAUUACGCCGAAAGAGUUCUCAGAGCUCCGUGAGCGUGCAGUUGCAGCCAAGGCCACAGCGUACUGCCCGUACAGCCAGUUCCGCGUCGGGGCCACGGUUCUCUCAAGCCUGGGUGAGCUCACGAGCGGCGCAAAUGUGGAAAACGCGGCGUAUCCUGUGGGAACAUGUGCAGAGCGCGUGGCCCUUGGUACAGCUGUGACAAGCGGUCAUCGUGGGUUCCGGGCCAUUGCUGUCGCAACUGAUAUUGCGCCACCGGCGAGUCCAUGUGGAAUGUGUAGACAGUUCAUACGCGAGUUUUGCACGCUGGAUACACCCAUUAUCAUGUUCGAUAAGAAUGAGGAUUUUGUGAUUGCAAAACUGCGACAGCUUUUGCCAAUGUCUUUUGGACCUGACCAGCUUCCACCUCCGGGAGCACCAGGAACAAGAUAG
Fusarium proliferatum ET1 is the source of this 498-nucleotide messenger RNA. RefSeq lists its product as uncharacterized. The transcript is spliced from 3 exons. The record is from RefSeq and is a predicted model, not a curated record. NCBI's taxonomy places the organism in Eukaryota, Fungi, Ascomycota, Sordariomycetes, Hypocreales, Nectriaceae. Bases 1 to 498 code for a protein of 165 amino acids. Gene Ontology annotation, molecular function: zinc ion binding; cytidine deaminase activity. Gene Ontology annotation, cellular component: cytosol.